Diplodia corticola is the source of this 1947-nucleotide messenger RNA. Its product is annotated as beta-lactamase. The record is from RefSeq and is a predicted model, not a curated record. The transcript has a single exon. The coding region runs from base 1 to 1947 and encodes 648 amino acids. Lineage: Eukaryota; Fungi; Ascomycota; Dothideomycetes; Botryosphaeriales; Botryosphaeriaceae.
AUGCGGAGCCAGGCAUUGCCCCUCGUUUUUUCCAUCCUUGCCGGCCUGCUUGAGCCGACAGCGUCUCUACCUACCGGCGAACAUGGGCUUCUUUCACAGAGAUCCAGCGUGCCACAGUUCGAAGUCUAUCACGGCGUGGACCUCGAAACACACCAGACCCACUACGACGACCUGAGCGGAAAGGGCUACAGAGUCAUCUCCUUGAGUGCAUACGGCAACGUCUCGAACGCUCAAUACGCCGCGGUAUGGGUCCAGCGGUCCGGACCAGCCUUCACAGCGAUCCACAACGCGAACGCCUCGGCAUUCCAGUCCUGGGUCGACGAGCGCUCGACGGCCGGCUACGUGCCGUCGCUCGUCGCCGUCACCGGCCCCGGCGAGUCGGCCGUCUUCUCGGGCGUCAUGGAGGCGGGCAGGAACACGACGUGGACGCAGACGUGCAACAUGACCCAAGACCAGUUCGCCGGCAACGACCAGCGAGCAAACAGCCUGCGCCAGGGCCUCACGUCGUUCCGGCAGUACGGCACGCCCGGGGACUACCGCUUCUGCGCCAUCUGGCACGCCAACCCGCUGUACGACAAGUGGACCGCGUACACGGCCAACACGCCCGCCGCCGGCUUCCGGGACACGAUCGACACCGAGACCAGCAAGCCGUACUGGCGCCCGGCGUCGCUCUCCAUCGCGGAUGACGGCAGCUACACCAGCCUGUGGGCGGACACGAGCAUCGGCUCGUGGGAUCUGCAGUACGACCUGGCGGCCGCUGAUCUCGAUGCCGAGAUCGAACGGCAGAAGGCGUCGGGCAAGUAUCCCGUCCACCUCAGCGGCGGCGGCGGCGCCAGCUCUUCCAGAUACGCCGCCGUCUUCGCGACGCAGGACACGCCCUCCAAGCGCACCUGGCGCGUCACCGGCGGCGCGGCCACGGGCUUUGCCGACAACACGGCCGUCGAAGCCAAAGCCGAGAGCCUGAUGCAAGACUUCAUGCAAAACGCCGGCGUGCGGCAGGUGCAGCUGGCCAUCGCGCGCAACGGCAGCACGCUGCUCAACAAGGCCUACACGUGGAGCGAGCCGGAGCGGGCGACGACGUCCCCCACCGACACCUUCCUGCUGGCCAGCAACAGCAAGGCCUUCUGCGCCGCGGCCAUCUCCUCGCUCUUCGCCGCCAACCGGCUGCAGCCAAACGCGACCGUCUACCCGCUCCUCAACUACACGGGCGCUUACGACUCGCGCUCCGACGCCAUCACCGUGCAGCAGCUGCUCGACCACACGGCCGGCUUCAAGCGCAGCGUCUCGGGCGACCCGGCCUACGAGAUGCGCGACAUCGCCCUCGCGCAGACCGACGGCGCGCGCGCCGCCACCCUCUCCGACGUCAUCGACUACAUGUACCGCACGCAGGCGCUCGACUACACGCCCGGCGCCGGGUACGAGUACGGCAACUACGCCUACAUGCUGCUGUCGCGCGUCGUCGAGGCCGUCGCCGGCGUCCCGUACUGGGACUACCUGUCGUCCGCCGUGCUGCAGCCCGACGGCCUGGCCGCCAGCGUCGUGCGGUGGAACACGUCAUCCGCCGCCCACGUCGACGACGGCGUCGUGCAGGAGUCCAGGUCGACGGGCUUGUCGGCGCUCGCGCCGCUGGACCCGUUGCCCGUCGCGCACGUCUUCGGCGGCGACGGCCAGGUCAAGGAAUCGUGUCUCGGCGCGACGGGGCUGGCGGCGAGCGCCGACGCGCUGGCGAGGUUUGCCGCGAGGCAUGCGGUUUACGGCGUCGGCGCGAGGUCGUUCGGGUGGAGGGACGGCACGACGUCGGGGGCGAGGACGUAUGUGAAUAGCAGGGCUGAUGGGCUGGAUGUCGGCUUGACCAUAAACACGAGGGAUUUCCCGAACGGGGAUGGCGAUUUCGAGGGUGUGACGGCGGCGGUGUCGAGGUGGUUGAGUGAUUUGCCGUAUCAGUGA